AUAAGCUUCUGUUGGCAAACUGAGCAUGACUGCUGCAUGUCGUAUGUUCAUGCAUAUAUUCAGUAGCUGUUUUUUCUUUAACUUUGAUGAUUCAUUUUCGUUGCAAGUUGAAUUUUUUAGUUCCAGUGUAAACAAAUCUUGGACAAAAGGUAAAAUCAAAGCUGAAGGACAGAACUGGGCUCGACAUUUGAUGGAAAUGCCAGCUAACAGACUUACACCGGCUCUCUUUGUAGAAGCUGUACAAAACAAGUUAUCAAAUAGAUCAAAUAUAACUAUCAAUGUGAGAGAUAGGUCUUGGAUAGAGAGUGAGAGUAUGAAUGCUUUUCUAGCAGUGUCACAGGGGUCUGUUGAGCAGCCUUACUUCCUACAUAUAGAGUAUAAACAUCCAGAUUGCAACAUGUCUAGUCCAAUUGCUCUUGUUGGCAAGGGUGUUACUUUUGACACGGGUGGUAUAUCAAUCAAGCCUGCAGCUAGCAUGGACCAGAUGAGAGCAGAUAUGGGUGGGGCAGCAUGUGCUGUUGGUUCACUGUAUGCUGUAGAUAGACUGGAUCUCCCAGUACAUGUUCAUACAUUUAUUCCUCUAUGUGAGAACAUGCCUGGUGGUCGAGCCAUCAAGCCUGGGGAUGUGGUACGAGCACGGAAUGGUAAAACUAUACAGAUAGAUAACACUGACGCAGAGGGACGUCUUAUAUUAGCAGAUGCUUUAAAUUACGCAGAGACUGUUAAUCCUCGGCUCAUACUUGAUAUGGCUACAUUGACAGGUGCCAUUGAUGUUGCACUGGGAUCUGGAGCUACAGGAGUUUAUGCCACAUCCACAGAUACAUGGAAUAUAUUGCAGAAAGCAGGUUGUAAUACUGGUGACAGAAUGUGGAGAAUGCCACUGUUCAACCACUACACCAAACAGGUGACAGACUCACAGCUAGCAGAUCUCAACAACAUUGGGAAACAUGCUCGAUCUGGGGGAUCAUGCACUGCAGCAGCAUUCCUUAGGGAGUUUGUCACAAACAAGAACUGGUUACAUCUGGAUAUAGCAGGUGUUAUGGCUAACAAGGAUGAGGUACCAUAUCUUGGGAAAGGAAUGGCAGGUCGACCUACAAGAACUGUGGUGGAAUUUAUCGAGAUGCUUGGCAAGUCACAGUGAUAGUUUGUUUGACUGGAGGCUAGUGAAGAACAUAUGGGAAGAAGGACAAUUAUGAUGUUGUAGAUAUAGGGCAUGUUGGUUAAGCUAUCUCAAGAUCAGACAAAUGUGCAGAGAAACUUGACACUAAGUCUUGUGAAAAUAGCAAGGGGUAGUAUUUGCUGGACUGUGUUAAUGCUCAUAGCAGGCAAGCUAUAUUCCAUGGAACUUACACACAGACAAUUUAUAUAAUGUCUUGUUGAUUCAAGACAUACAUUCUGUGAUAGAGAAACUAGAUACAUUGUUGGUCCUAUACACACUUCAUUCUUUUACUCUGUAAAAUUGUUGGUCAUAGGUGUUUUCAUUUUAAUUUGACACAAAGCAUUUAAUAUUGUAGUACAGUACUGGCUGUCACCCAGUCUGUGAAGAUAUUUCUGCCAUAUAAUUUGACAUAUUGAUUCCUGUUUUAUAUGAGGAACAUCCCUGUUUUCCAAUUGUUUCCUGUAUUUAUUGCUCAGGUGAGUUUUUGUAAUCACCCUAUGUCUGUCAUUGUCCAUUGGCAUCAUCUCUUUAGUCCCCUACCGGUGGAACACCUGAGGGGACUAUAGGAAUGCCCUCCGUCCAUCUGUCUGUCCGUACACUAGGUUCAUAAAACUGGUAUGUGAAUAGAGGGCAAUAUGUAGAUUAUGCACUUACAUGACUUAUGUUUGUAGGUCAAAGGUCAAGGUCACUAUUGAAGGUCAAGUAGAAAAUGUUUCUGCUCCAAGACAUUUAUACAUUGAUGGAUUAUCUUAGUGUUACAUACAAAUGUUCCCCAUGGUAAGACAAUGUAUUAAUGGAUGAUCUCACAUGCUCAUGACACAUGGUUGCCAGUCAAAGGUCAAGGUCACUAUUGAAGGUCAAGUAAAAUUGUUUUUUCAGGGGACUUCUGUAUUGCCACUGCAAUAGUCAGUCACUUGUUACUUAAGCAUCUUCUCUAUUAAAACUCUGGUCUUUUCUUAGGGGCUAAGACUUGUCAGAGCUAAAAAUAGAUAAACCUUUAAAUGGCUUCUUUUCAUAAACCACCUGGUGGAUCAUCACAAAACUUGGUCUAUAGCAUCCAUGUAUGGUCCUUUGUCAACUUUGUACACAUGGUUAGUUUGGCUAGUUUCAAGUGCUACCAGAGGAUUAAAAUAGAAAACCUGUUAACAAUUUUCUCUCUUGAACCAAAAUCAUCACAGGCAUAGUCUGUAUCGUCCUUGUAAGGUCCUCUCUCAAGUUUUGGCAAGGCUCCCCCCCACAUAAAAACUAAAAAAAUUCAGAGUUGCCCUUGUCUGUACUUGUGAUGGAAUUUAUGUUGUUCAUAUCUCAAAAAAUAUUUGACCCAGAAUAAUCAUACCUCAGGAUUGUCAUUCAGUAUGUGAAGCUAAAAGUUUGUGUCACACAAAUCUUAAAUGAUAUUAGUAGAAAUAGUAGAACUAC
Molecule: messenger RNA, 2578 nt
Organism: Mercenaria mercenaria
Lineage: Eukaryota; Metazoa; Mollusca; Bivalvia; Venerida; Veneridae
Product: cytosol aminopeptidase-like
Exons: 8
Coding region: 26-1141 (371 amino acids)
Biological process (GO): proteolysis
Cellular component (GO): cytoplasm
Molecular function (GO): manganese ion binding; metalloaminopeptidase activity
Source: RefSeq, a predicted model, not a curated record